Messenger RNA from Anopheles moucheti, 4095 nucleotides. Its product is annotated as NAD(P) transhydrogenase, mitochondrial-like. Gene Ontology annotation, biological process: NADPH regeneration; proton transmembrane transport. Bases 699 to 3908 code for a protein of 1069 amino acids. The record is from RefSeq and is a predicted model, not a curated record. Gene Ontology annotation, cellular component: mitochondrial inner membrane. Gene Ontology annotation, molecular function: NAD binding; NADP binding. NCBI's taxonomy places the organism in Eukaryota, Metazoa, Arthropoda, Insecta, Diptera, Culicidae. The transcript has 7 exons.
GCGGCCAGUCCGUCGCUGUCUCUCGCGUGCUGUUGUUCUCCGGGUUUCGUGCGCCGGUUUCGUGAAUCGUUUGCCGGCCCGUCGGCGUUCUGCAUUCGUGAGGGCUGCUUAUCGUUGUUGUGUUUGUUGUUUUUCCUUCAUUCUUCCUUGUGCGUGCGUUCUUCUCUGCCUUGCGGAUCUUCACCCGCAUCGCGUACUGUUGCCGGUGCGUGUGCUUAGCUGUUUUGUGUAUGUGUGUGUUUGUAUCAAGUGGCCAUACUGUUGCUGGUGUGUGACACAAAUUUAUCAUCUCGAUCCUUCUUUAUCGAAAUAUUUCUGGUUGUUUGUACCGAUUUCCGUAACACAGCAAGUGAUUCCCUUGUGCGUUCUUUCUCUACAGUCAACGAUCAGUUCUUUAUCACGCGCUUUAGCUUUAUAAGCACUUACUCUAGUGUAUUAAAACUGCCUCGUUCGUUAACUACCUCGAAGCGGUAGUGAGACAGCAGCGGACAGUGAGAAAGUGUCUUUCAACUAUCAGGAUCAGAAACUGGCGUAGAAAAGAAAAGGUGCAACUGCAUUAUCAUAUUUGCCACGUUGUUUUUCGUGCCAGAUUGAUAACCGGUGUAUAAGAAUCUGCCAAUCCUUCGGGAGAAGAAUCGGCGGGGGUAUCAGGGUCACCGGUGUGACAGCGACGAGACGAUUGAGCGACGACGCACACUAUGACGCGCGGUGUGCUUCGGCUGUGCUGCCAGCAGGGAGAUGCACUGCUGCAAUUGACGAAACCGCUGCAUCCACUGCGAUUGUUUUCAGGUAGUGUGAAGCUGCUGCAGAAAGAUGGCAAACCGGCAACGGCGGUUAAGGGCAUUCCCUACAAGAAUCUGGUAAUUGGUGUACCGAAGGAAAGGUGGACCAACGAAAAGCGAGUUUCAGUUACUCCAGUUGUCGCUGGGACGCUCGUCAAGAAAGGUUUCAAAGUGCAGGUCGAAAGCGGUGCCGGAGUUAAUGCAAAAUUCCGCGAUGCCGACUACGAAGCCGCCGGCGCUAGCAUCGUGGACAGUCGACGAGCAUUUGAAACUGAUAUUGUGCUGAAGGUACGGCAACCGAUAGAGCCUGAAAUUCCUCAGCUUAGAGAUGCAUCAACGUUGGUGUCCUUCCUGUACCCAACCCAAAACAAGGAACUGAUCGAUAAACUGGCCCAAAGAAAGAUUAACGCUUUUGCCAUGGACGCCAUCCCGCGUAUUUCCCGCGCACAAGUAUUCGACGCCCUUUCGUCGAUGGCCAACAUUUCGGGCUAUCGCGCAGUCAUUGAAGCGGCCAAUCAUUUUCCUCGAUUCUUCACCGGUCAGAUAACAGCUGCCGGUAAGGUACCGCCCGCGAAGAUUUUGGUUAUUGGCGGUGGUGUGGCGGGAUUGGCCGCAAUUGGGCAGGCUCGUGGUAUGGGUGCGAUCGUGCGUGCGUUUGAUACGCGCCCGGUCGUGAAGGAACAGGUGGAAAGUAUGGGUGCGGAAUUCUUGACGAUCAACAUCAGUGAAGAUGGUUCGACGGCCGGUGGAUACAGCAAGGAAAUGAGCAAGGAGUUUAUCGAAGCGGAAAUGUCGCUGUUUUCGAAGCAGUGCAAGGAGGUGGAUGUGAUCAUAACCACUGCGCUCAUCCCCGGCAAGAAGGCACCAUUGCUCAUCACUGAGGAAAUGGUGAAAUCUAUGAAGCCAGGUAGUGUGAUCGUGGAUCUUGCGGCAGAGGCUGGUGGAAAUGUGCAGACAACCGUUCCGGGUGAGAUUAAAGUAGUGCAUGAUGUGGUACAUGUUGGUCUCACUGACUUCCCAAGUCGAUUGCCGACCCAGAGCUCGACACUGUACGCGAACAACAUCUCCAAGUUCUUGCUUUCGAUGGGCGAGAAGGAUCACUUCCACAUCAAUCUCGAGGACGAAGUCGUACGUGGUAGUAUCGUGCUACAAGGAGGCAAUCUGAUGUGGCCACCACCCGUAAUAGCUGUCUCGGCAAAACCACCACCGUCUGUAGCCGCCGCUCCAGCUGCAGGUGCUGCGAUUAAGGCAGAAGCCCCACCAGCCGAUCCCUUCAAGGAGACGCUCCGUAGCAGUUUAAUGUACUCAGGUGGGCUUGGAACGCUGCUUGGUCUCGGUGCGAUCGCACCGAAUGCCGCUUUCACCACCAUGAUGACGACGUUUGCGAUGUCCGGCAUCGUGGGGUACCACACUGUGUGGGGUGUUACACCGGCCCUGCACUCACCCCUCAUGUCCGUCACGAAUGCCAUCUCGGGUAUUACGGCCGUGGGUGGAUUGCUCCUGAUGGGCGGUGGUGUGAUGCCCUCGAACACGAUCGAAACGUUGGCUGCUAGUGCGGCACUCAUCUCGUUCGUCAACAUCUUCGGUGGGUUCCUGGUGACGCAGCGUAUGUUGGACAUGUUCAAGCGGCCAACGGAUCCUCCAGAGCACAACUACUUGUAUGGUAUUCCGGCAGCCCUGUUCCUGGGUGGUUACGGUGUCGGUGCACUGCAGAACCUGCCCGAAAUCCAUCAGAUGGCGUAUCUUGCGUCGAGUCUUUGCUGUAUCGGUGCGCUUGUCGGACUGUCCUCACAGAAGACAUCCCGGCUGGGUAAUGCACUGGGUAUGAUGGGUGUUACUGGAGGCAUCGCGGCCACCCUGGGAUAUAUGGCCCCGAGCACGGAGGUGUUGAUGCAGAUGGGCGGUGUGGCUGGGUUGGGUGGACUGAUCGGUUCCAUCAUUGCCAAACGCAUCCAGAUUACGGAUCUUCCACAGCUGGUGGCCGCCUUCCACAGUCUCGUCGGUGCCGCGGCUGUACUUACCUGUGUGGCUACGUACAUGCACGAUUUUCCCACGCUAGCGACUGAUCCGGCGGCCAACGUGCUCAAGACGGCACUAUUCCUGGGUACUUACAUUGGAGGUGUCACGUUUAGCGGGUCGCUCGUUGCCUAUGGUAAACUGCAGGGCGUCCUGAAUUCGGCUCCCCUGCUGCUGCCCGGCCGUCACCUGAUCAACGGAGGAUUGCUGGCGGGUAAUCUGGCCGCCAUGGGUGCAUUCUAUCUCGAACCAUCGAUGGCUGGUGGAUUGGGAUUGCUGGGAGCUACUGCAGCCAUGUCCACGGCGAUGGGAGUCACCUUGACUGCGGCAAUCGGUGGUGCAGACAUGCCUGUAGUGAUUACGGUACUGAACUCCUAUUCCGGCUGGGCCCUAUGCGCCGAAGGUUUCAUGCUCAACAACAACCUUAUGACGAUUGUGGGAGCUCUCAUUGGAUCUUCCGGUGCUAUCCUUUCCUACAUCAUGUGCAAAGCAAUGAACCGUUCGCUACCGAACGUUAUUCUCGGUGGAUACGGCACUACCUCUACUGGCGGUGGCAAACCGGCCGAAAUCGUCGGCACCCAUACGGAGGUCAACGUGGACGGGGUAGUCGACAUGAUCAAGAAUUCCAAAAACAUCAUCAUUACCCCGGGAUACGGCUUGUGUGUGGCCAAGGCACAGUAUCCGAUCGCUGAGAUGGUAAAUUUGCUUAAGGCCCGUGGGAAGAAGGUACGCUUCGGUAUUCAUCCAGUUGCCGGACGCAUGCCGGGACAAUUGAACGUGUUGCUGGCGGAAGCCGGUGUACCAUACGACGAUGUGCUUGAGAUGGAGGAGAUCAACGACGACUUUGACGAGACUGACUUAGUGCUGGUGAUUGGUGCGAACGACACAGUGAACAGCGCGGCCGAAGAUGACCCUAACUCGAUCAUUGCCGGUAUGCCGGUGUUGCGCGUGUGGAAGGCCGAUCAGGUUGUUGUAAUGAAACGUUCGCUCGGUGUCGGAUACGCCGCUGUGGACAAUCCAAUCUUCUACAAACCAAACACAUCGAUGUUGCUCGGUGAUGCGAAGAAGACGUGUGAUGCUCUGCUAGGAAAGAUUAAGGAAGAGAAUUAGAAAUGUUAAAGGAUACUGGAUAUGGAAUUGGGUAUAUAACGGACUGGACACCGGCUGCCAUGAAGCAGCGCAAAGCAUUUAAUUAAGUAAUGUAUGUAAGAAUACAAUGCGAAAAACUAACGUGGCCAUACAUGUUAAUAUUUUACGGUUAAAGUAAUGUGUAAAAUAAAAUCUUCUAUGCUGUACA